ACCCAUCUAUGCUGCCUGCAACCUACUUCCUUUCUUGACAAUUAAUUUCCAUCUCCGACCUUGUUUUGGGUGGAGGAAGCAAGAAAGCGGCGAGUGUCCCGGCCGGAGAUCUGAUAGAUCGAAGAACACGCGAAAACGAUGAAUCGGCUUUUGUGGAUUCCGCUGUUGAUUUUGGGUUUGCUGGCAUCCAACUGCCACGCUCAAAAUUGUUCGAGUCACGUCUUCUCCAACAACGCCAAAUUCGCCACCUGCAUCCGUCUUCCCGUCCUCAACUCCUUCCUCCACUGGACCUACCACAGCAGCAACCACACCGCCGAUAUCGCCUACCGCCAGACCAAUGUCACCGCCUCCUCCUGGGUGUCUUGGGCACUCAAUCUCGUCGGGAAGGGGAUGGUCGGCUCGCAGUGCCUGGUGGCCGUUCCUAACGCCCGCGGCGGCGGCUUCCGCGCCUACACUUCCCCCGUCUCCAGCUACGCCACUCAGCUUGCGCAGGGCCCUCUGAGCUUCACGGUGCCGAGUAUCUCAGCGGAGUUCGCCAACCAACAGGUCGUCAUAUUCGCCACCCUCGUCCUCCCUGCCAACGGGACCAGUUUCACCACCGUCUGGCAGAACGGGCCAAUGCUCGGCACCACUCCCGGAAGGCACCCUAUGACUGGACCCAACAUGGUAUCUAUUCAGACAGUCGAUUUCGCCACAGGCCAGACCACCUCCGGUGGCGGAAAAAACAGUCGAUUCACGUCUGUUAUGCGCAGAAGAAACAUUCAUGGCGUGCUGAACGCCAUCAGCUGGGGUAUACUGAUGCCCGUAGGCGCGAUGAUUGCAAGGUACGUGAAGGUAAUCCCGUCUGCCGACCCGGCCUGGUUCUACCUACACGCUGGCUGCCAAUUCUCCGGCUACGUCAUAGGCGUCGCCGGUUGGGGCACGGGCAUGAAGCUGGGUUCAGAUUCCAAGGGGAUUACCUUCAAGACCCACAGAUGCAUCGGCAUCACCCUCUUCUGCCUUGCCACUCUUCAGUUAACCGCGGCAUUUGUGAGACCACAUAAGGAUCACAAAUAUCGACCGCUUUGGAAGUACUUCCAUACCAUAGUGGGGUACACGACGAUUGCACUGGGCAUCACCAACGUGUACAAGGGAUUUGAUGCAUUGGGGAGGGAGGAUACUUGGAAGAAGGCGUACACCGGGGUGAUCGUUGCCUUGGGCAUUGUGGCUGUUAUCUUGGAAGCCAUAACAUGGCCCGUUGUGAUCAAGAGGAAGAGGGAGAGCGAGAAUAAACCGGCGGACACCGGCUAUGCAGGCAACAGACAACAUACUAGCACAGUCUAGCUACAUCUAUAAUAGUUUAAUAGUAUCAUAGUUAUCGUAUUAGUCGCAACAUUUCAAUUUAUAUAUUAUUCAUGUACUUUUUUUAUUGGUUUUCAUUUUUUAAUGCAUGUGAAUUAUUAUUUUCCAAAACUAUUGUUGGAUUCAUUUCGUU
Cuscuta europaea is the source of this 1474-nucleotide messenger RNA. The record is from the annotation of a GenBank genome assembly. Lineage: Eukaryota; Viridiplantae; Streptophyta; Magnoliopsida; Solanales; Convolvulaceae.